Molecule: messenger RNA, 2063 nt
Organism: Pollicipes pollicipes
Lineage: Eukaryota; Metazoa; Arthropoda; Thecostraca; Pollicipedomorpha; Pollicipedidae
Gene: mts
Product: protein phosphatase 2 catalytic subunit mts
Exons: 8
Coding region: 161-1090 (309 amino acids)
Molecular function (GO): protein serine/threonine phosphatase activity
Source: RefSeq, a predicted model, not a curated record
AAAUUGAGCACGAACGUCGCUCCCCUAUCAGCAAUCCGCCUUUCUGCCGUGAAAACUUGGUGAACGGCUGUGUGUUGUGUCGGUGUGUUGGUUGGAGAGGAUCGUGAUUGAGGGACGUUGGCGAUUUGGACUGUCUUAGUGAAACUGACUGAAAUAAGCCAUGGAUGACAAGGCAUCGCUGAAGGAGUUAGACCAGUGGAUAGAGCAGCUUAUGCAAUGCCAGCAACUACAGGAAAAUCAGGUCAAAACCCUCUGUGAAAAGGCAAAGGAGAUCUUGUCGCGCGAGUCGAACGUGCAGGAGGUGCGCUGCCCGGUGACUGUGUGCGGAGAUGUGCACGGCCAGUUCCACGACCUGAUGGAGCUGUUCAAGAUCGGCGGCAAGUCCCCCGACACCAACUACCUGUUCAUGGGUGACUACGUGGACCGGGGCUACUACUCCGUGGAGACGGUCACCCUGCUGGUCACAUUGAAGGUUCGCUUCAAGGAGCGGAUAACGAUUCUACGAGGCAACCACGAGUCUAGACAAAUUACCCAGGUGUACGGCUUCUACGACGAGUGCCUGCGCAAGUACGGCAACGCCAACGUCUGGAAGUACUUCACGGACCUGUUCGACUACCUGCCGCUGACUGCGCUGGUCGACAGUCAGAUCUUCUGCCUCCACGGCGGUCUCAGCCCGAGCAUCGACUCGCUCGACCACAUCCGUGCCCUCGACCGGCUACAGGAGGUGCCGCACGAGGGCCCUAUGUGUGACCUGCUGUGGUCAGACCCGGACGACAGGGGCGGCUGGGGCAUCUCGCCGCGCGGUGCCGGCUACACCUUCGGCCAAGACAUCUCGGAGACGUUCAACCACAGCAACGGCCUGACGCUCGUGUCGCGCGCCCACCAGCUGGUGAUGGAGGGCUACAACUGGUGUCACGACAGAAACGUGGUGACGAUAUUCUCGGCGCCCAACUACUGCUACCGCUGCGGCAACCAGGCGGCCAUCAUGGAACUCGACGACGCCCUCAAAUACUCAUUCCUCCAGUUCGACCCGGCACCGCGGCGCGGGGAGCCGCACGUAACACGGCGCACGCCCGACUACUUCCUGUAGGGCGGCGGCGGCGGCGACGGAGGAGGAAGGAGGAGGGCGGCGGCGGGCGCACCGCGCGCCGAGGAGGGCGAGAGUGGACGCGGAGUGGGUGCGGAGUGCGGUGGAGUGGCGGGCGCCGUGUCGAGAGGCGGCGGCGGUCGCCGUAGGGGGUGACCGCUGGCCAAGGUCAGCGGAGUGCUUGACCUCUGGUUGAGAGGCAGUGGAGGUCGGUGGAGUGAUGACCUCGGGCCGAGAGGCAGUGGAGGUCGGUGGAGUGAUGACCUCGGGUCGAGAGGCAGUGGAGGUCGGUGGAGUGAUGACCUCGGGUCGAAAGGCAGUGGAGGUCGGUGGAGUGAUGACCUCAGGUCGAGUGCCGAGGAGGUCGUUCCUCGAGGACUGGACUGGAAUGACUGACUGGAGAGUGGGUGACCGCGGACGGGGAUGUGACUGCGUCAGCGCGCAGUGACGGGCUUCAGGUUGCGUAACAGCGGAGGUCGGUGCGGUGUUUGACCUCAGGUCAAGAGGCGGCUGCACUUGGUUGGCUCUGGCUGGGGGCACCGCGGCGCAUCCACACUAAUCCUGGAACAAAACCAUUCUGAACAACACCAGCAGUGUAAAGCGUCGAGUUUUAGCUCCGCCGACCGGGUGCAACUGACGUCGCCAACGCUGCAGGCGGUUGACUCGCGUCCCGCCACGACGAAAUGUCUCCGCCCGUGCCGAGGAUGUCGAGGGCUCCGCUGGUUCGGGCGACCCCGUCGCUGUGCCGUCGGGUCCGCGCCGUCGGCAGGCGGCACCAGACAACUGUUACAUGUCCGUGUGCGUGAGGCGCGCGACCUUCUCCCACUGUAUGUCCCCUUGUCGCUCGGUUCUCUGCGUUAGCCACAUCCGCACGGGCACAUGUUAGACGGUAACCCAGAGAGGUGUCCCAAGCACGUGCUAUUCUCCUGUCUGGGUAUACAUUCUGUUGAAAAUACUAAUAAAUUGUCGUGCUAAG